AUGGCUUCACAGAGAACAGUUUGCAAUGGGCAGAAGGCUCGCAGGAAGGAGGUGUUUAUCCAGGAGCGGUAUGGAAGGUUUAAUCUAAAUGACCCGUUCUUGGCACUCCAGAGAGACUAUGAGGCAGGUGCUGGUGACAAAGAGAAAAAGCCAGUUUGUACCAACCCCAUCUCCAUCCUGGAAGCUGUCAUGGCCCACUGCAGGAAGAUGCAGGAAAGGAUGUCCACGCAGCUGGCUGCCGCGGAGAGCAGGCAAAAAAAGCUGGAAAUGGAAAAGCUCCAGCUACAAGCUCUUGAGCAGGAGCACAGGAAGCUGGCCACCCGCCUGGAGGAGGAGCGGGGCAAGAACAAGCAGGUGGUCCUGAUGCUGGUGAAGGAGUGUAAGCAGCUCUCGGGCAGAGUCAUAGAGGAAGCCCAGAAGCUGGAAGGAGUGGUGGCCACGCUGGAGGAGGAGAGGAAAAAGACACGUGAAUUAGAGGAGGCGCUCUCGGCGGAGAAGCGACGAAGCGCAGAAAUGGAGGCUCAGAUGGAGAAGCAGCUCUCCGAGCUUGACACUGAGCGGGAGCGGCUUCGUGCCAAGCUGAGCCGAGAAGAGGCACACAGCUCUGACCUCCAAGAGGAGAUAGACAAGAUGAAGAAAACGACGGAGCAGCUGAAAAGAGGAGGUGACAGCAAGCCCAGCCUUUCCCUCCCACGGAAGACAAAAGAUAGGCGAUUGGUUUCCGUGUCUGUGGGGACAGAAGGACCUGUAGCUAAGUCUGUUACUUGUCAGACUGACCUGGUGACCGAAAGCAGUGAGCCUGGGAAGAAGGCGCCUCUGACCAUGCCUGCUAAGCCUUCUGCGGGGAGCUCGCGCAUCUCUGCGAGCGCAAAGGCGAACGUGUGCGCCAGCGCCCCGCUGGUUAGACCCAGUAUUGACAGGCAGGCUUCCCACGGCGACUUGAUCAGCUACUCUCAGCAGCCCGUGUCCGCUGCCCUACCUCCAGGUGCAAGCCGAGUGGAGGAAAACGGACCAAGCUGUGGCUCAGCCCCUGAUGUGACAAGUAGCACCCCAGCGCUUCCCAGUAGUGCGCCCCCCUUGCCUGCCCAGCCGUCAGGCGCGGCUCCCCAGGCCCACUCACAGGCUCCCCCAGCACACAGUUUACAUUCACCGUGUGCAAAUGCAUCUUUGCAUCCAGGUCUAAACCCGCGGAUCCAAGCAGCUAGAUUCAGAUUUCAGGGCAAUGCUAAUGACCCAGACCAAAAUGGAAACACUACACAAAGUCCUCCUUCAAGAGAUAUCUCUCCUACCAGCCGUGACAACCUUGUGGCCAAACAGCUAGCUCGGAAUACUGUCACCCAAGCACUAUCAAGAUUUACAAGCCCACAAGCAGGUGCCCCCUCUAGGCCUGGAGCGCCCCCUGCAGGGGAGGGUGGCACCCACCCUCCAGUUGGUCGAACCAGUUUAAAGACUCCUGGUGUACCACGUGUUGACAGAGGAAAUCCUCCUCCCAUUCCUCCAAAAAAGCCAGGGCUCUCCCAGACACCUUCUCCACCACAUCCCCAAAUCAAGGUUAUGAUGGAUAGUAGCAGGGCCUCAAAUGCAGGGGCCAAAGUUGAUAACAAAAGUGCGGUUUCACCUCCCUCCACUCUGCCACAAGGGAGCAGGGUAACAAAUGAGGAGAACGCCCCCAAAGCAUCCUCCCCUCAGCUGCCACCAAAACCAUCCAUAGAUUUAACUGUGGCACCUGCAGGCUGUGCAGUCUCAGCCCUGGCCACAUCUCAGGUGGGUGCCUGGCCUGCUGGAUCCCCUGGACUGAGCCCACCUGCAUGUUCAGACAGGUCCCUUGUUGUCCCCACAACCAAUGCCUUUCGCUCUUCCAUACGCCCCAUUAGUGCCUCAUCCCGUAGGCCAGGUGCCUCAGACAGCCUCCUGGUAACAGCAUCAGGCUGGUCACCCUCCCUAACCCCUUUGCUAAUGAGUGGUGGUCCUGUGCCCCUGGCUGGCAGGCCCACCCUUCUUCAGCAAGCUGCUGCCCAGGGAAAUGUCACUUUAUUAUCAAUGCUGCUUAAUGAAGAAGGACUGGACAUUAAUUACUCCUGUGAAGAUGGCCAUUCUGCCUUGUAUUCUGCUGCUAAGAAUGGACAUACAGACUGUGUGAGAUUGCUGCUGAGUGCGGAAGCUGCAGUCAACACUGCUGACGAAGACGGCUUCACACCCUUGUGUGCUGCGGCUGCUCAGGGACGUUUUGAGUGUGUAGAAUUAUUAAUUGCAUAUGAUGCUAACAUUAAUCACGCUGCUGCUGGAGGACAGACACCUCUAUACCUGGCCUGUAAAAAUGGAAAUAGAGAAUGUAUUAAACUCUUAUUGGAAGCUGGCACUGACCGGAGUGUAAAAACCAGAGAUGGGUGGACACCAGUUCACGCAGCCGUGGACACUGGUAAUGUGGACAGCCUGAAGCUCCUUAUGUUCCACCGAACACCAGCCCGCAGAGACUCUCAGAGUGAGGAGGAACCUGAGCCUGGCUCCUGUGCCUUGGAUGGAGGAGGAGGGAGUCCUGAAGACACAGGCGCGCCUGUUGUUCCUGCAGACCUCAUUAACCAUGCGGACAGAGAGGGCUGGACAGCUGCCCAUAUUGCUGCUUCAAAGGGUUUCAGGAACUGCCUAGAAAUCUUGUGUAGGCAUGGAGGGCUCGAGCCAGAAAAGAGGGACAGGUGCAAUCGGACAGUGCAUGACGUUGCCACUGAUGACUGCAAGCAUUUGCUAGAGAAUCUGAAUGCUCUUAAAAUACCCUUAAGGCUUUCUGUGGGUGAGAUUCCACCCGGCAAGGAUGAUGGUGAUGACUUUGAAUGUGAAAACACAAUAUGUGCUUUAAAUAUCCGCAAACAGACGUCUUGGGAUGAUUUUUCAAAAGCAGUGAGUCAGGCCCUGACACGUCAUUUCCAAGCCAUUUCUUCUGAUGGAUGGAGCAGUCCGGGAGACACGGCACUUACUACCACCACUGAUUCCAACAUCGGCCUCAGCGCCAGCAGUGUCCGAUCCAUCACACUAGGAAAUGUGCCAUGGCCGGCCGGUCAGAGCUGCACCCAGUCGCUGUGGGACUUCGUGAGGAGGAGCAAGGCGGAGCACGUCACGGUAUGGUUGUCAGGCCCCCCAGAAGGCUGCCUCGAUAGCGUGACUUAUGCUUCCAUGAUCCCUCUUCAGAUGCUGCAGAACUACCUCAGGCUGGUCGAGCAAUAUCGAAAUGUCAUUUUCCAUGGCCCGGAAGGAAGCCUACAAGACUACAUAGUGCGUCAGCUUGCGCUGUGCAUGAAGCACAGACAGAUGGCUGCAGGAUACUCCUGUGACAUAGUGAAAGCCAGAGUGGACGCUGGUUUCUCCAAGGAGCACCUGGUGGACCUGUUCAUCUGCAAUGCUUGUCUGAUCCCAGUGAAACAAUCUCCUGUUAAGAAGAAAAUCAUCAUCAUCUUAGAGAAUUUAGAGAAAGCCUCCUUGUCUGAAUUACUGGGAGACUUUCUGGCACCUCUUGAAAACCGCAACACGGAAAGCUCAUGGACUUUCCAAAAAGGAAAUGGGACAUCCGAAUGUUACUACUUCCAUGAAAAUUGCUUUCUGAUGGGGACCAUCGCCAAGGCCUGUCUCCAGGGCUCCGACCUGGUGGUGCAGCAGCACUUCCGCUGGGUGCAGCUGCGCUGGGACUGCGAGCCCAUGCAGGGGCUGCUGCAGAGGUUUCUACGGAGGCAAGUGGUGAAUAAGUUCAGAGGUCAGGUGCCCUCAGCCUCCGAUCCCACGUGUAAGAUUGUCGACUGGGUUCUGGGUGUCUGGCGUCAGCUCAACUCCUGCCUGGCCCGCCUGGGCACACCUGAAGCUCUGCUUGGGCCAAAGCCUUUCCUGUCCUGUCCUGUAGUCCCAGGACAUACCCACGCAACAGUGAAGUGGAUGUCUGAGCUGUGGAAUGCCGUCAUCGCACCCCGAGUUCAGCAAGGAAUAUUAUCCAGAGCCUCUGUGAAAAGACAGCCUGGCCUCGGGCAGACGGCUGUUAAGAAGCGCCCCAGCCAGGGCCAGCAGGCCGUGGUGAAGGCUGCCCUCAGCAUCCUGCUGCAUAGAGCCGUUCUGCAGGGCUGCCCCCUCCCCAGGGCAGAGCUAGAGCAGCACACGGCUGAUUUCAAAGGAGGGGGUUUCCCUCUAUCCAUAGUUUCAAGUUACAGCAAGAAGAAAGAGAGCGGUGCUUGGCGAAAGGUGAACACCAGUCCUCGCAAGAAGUGCUGCCGGUUCUCGGCUCCCACCUGCCAGAAGCUGGACCUGAGCCGUGGAGGUAUGAAAAAUAUGACUAUAUCACAGCUGAAUUACAGCAGGAAUGCCUCUCUGUCAAAGCAAAAGUCCUUAGAGAAUGAUGUCUCACUGACAUUGACCUUGGAACCAAGACUUUCUCUGGGCUCAGAUGAUGAAGCGGAUCUUGUCAAGGAACUUCAGCUCAUGUGCUCCAGCAAGUCGGAAUCCGACAUAAGCAAGAUUGCUGAUUCCAGGGAUGAUGUAAGGAGGUUUGACAGUUCAGGAAAUAUGCCUGCAUGCUCAGCAACUCGCAAUAACCGAGGAAUGCCAGUGUCACCAGAGGAGGCCGGUCCUCCCAGCAGCCAUCCAACUACUGAAUGCAGCAACAGUAAAUUAAAGACUGAGUCGGGUGUCUCAAGAGUGAAAUCUUUUCUUCCUGUUCCUCGAAGUAAAGCCGCCCAGUGUUCUCAGAACACCAAAAGAAGCAGCAGCAGCAGUAAUACAAGGCAACUGGAAAUCCACAACUCCAAAGAAGAGAAUUGGAACCUACACAAACAUGAACAAGUAGAAAAACCUACCAAAUAGGCCUGCCUACAAUAUUCUCACUUAUGUAUAUGUCAUACAGAAACCAAGGACCACAAGACUGUAAAUACCUUCAACUGUCUUCAUUCUAAUAUACAGUGUGAGUGCGGGACCACUAUUCAAUUUUUUUGUAAAGAAUGUAUUUAGGAUUGAACUUCAAUACCAAGAAGUCAUGCAAACGUUUCAAGUAGUUUUAUAAUACAAACCUAAUAGUUUUAAUCAAAAUGUUCAGGGGUAUUAGAGCUAUCUGUGUACUGUAUAUUGCAAUCUGUACAUACGUAUAUAUGUAUAUAUGUAUAUAUAUAUUUUAAAAAUUUGACAAAUCCUAUUAUACAUGUUACAAAAUAUGUACAACAUUGGCUUAGAUAACUUGUACCAUUUUAAAUGGAGAUCGUUUUACGUUCACUUGAGAAGUGAAUAGAACGGGGCAAUAGCAAAUCACUUCUAAACAUUUAUUUUCCAUUAAAAGCUAUAUAGAGUAUUUUGCCUGUUAAAUUCUAGUUUUACAUUUUAAAUCUUGUAGUAGUUACAUUGCCAUUUAGUUGCAUCAUGUAUAAAUGAGUUUGCAUUGUAACUUCUGUAAAAUACGAAAUUAUAAUGCAAUAAAAGUGUUAUCUUUCUUACAAAAGUUUUGUACCUGAGUGGAUAUAAAAGAUACUUGC
This is a messenger RNA of Octodon degus (degu), 5495 nucleotides long. It is a transcript of the gene Cttnbp2, whose product is annotated as cortactin binding protein 2. Lineage: Eukaryota; Metazoa; Chordata; Mammalia; Rodentia; Octodontidae. Gene Ontology annotation, cellular component: glutamatergic synapse. Gene Ontology annotation, biological process: regulation of synapse organization. The coding region runs from base 1 to 4836 and encodes 1611 amino acids. The record is from RefSeq and is a predicted model, not a curated record. Gene Ontology annotation, molecular function: protein binding. The transcript is spliced from 22 exons.